AGAGUAUAUUAUAUUAUAUAUAUGCAGUAGUUUUCUGUUCAUCCCUCUCUUUGUUGGCGAAAGAAGAGAAAAGUCUGCUUUAACUCGCAGAGAGACGAAAUACAGAAGCUAUAGAAAAUCGAAGGCUUCCGUUAAUGGCAGUUACCUUUCCUUAAAACGUGCAGCGCCUGUGCUCGGAGUUUUAAUUAUGUUGCGGAAAUUGAAGUUGAUUUGGUGUUGAAGGGCUGCCAGCUGGGAAGGAGCUUUUAGUUACCGAAUUAAUUAAUUUAGAGGAUUAAAAAGGUCAGGAGUCCUUUGAUUUUACAAAGUCAAGUGCUGCUCAGGGGGUGAUCAUUUGAGCUUUUAGACCAACCUAUCCUUCAAGAUUCAGCGUCCUGGUUCAGGGGGCGACUUGCCCCAAGGCAGUGAGGACAUCCAUUUUCCUGUAGCUCGAAGGGUAAAUUCAUCUCAUAAAAUGAUGAUCGAUGACGAUGUUGAGACUGGUAAUUUGGGGCCUUACCAAGAAAGGCCAAGGAUUUUCCCCAACAUGCGAAGCAAACCCUAUAAUCCAUUGAUUUUUCGAGUGUUUAAGCGGAUAAAUGUUCGUGUUCUAUUUAUACUUCUGCUAUUGGGUUUUGGAGGGAUCUUUUACAUUGGAGCACGUACAUCUCCAAUCAUUGUGUUUGUCUUCACAGUUUGUAUCUUCAGCUUCAUCUUAUCUAUAUAUCUUACCAAAUGGGUACUCUCAAAGGAUGAGGGACCUCCUGAAAUGGUUCAGAUAUCAGAUGCAAUACGUGAUGGAGCAGAAGGCUUCUUUAGGACCCAGUAUAGUACUAUUUCUAAGAUGGCGCUGUUACUGGCGCUGGUGAUCCUCUGUAUAUAUCUGUUCCGCAGUACAACACCUCAACAAGAAUCUUCUGGCCUUGGAAGGUCAACAUCUGCAUAUAUCACUGUCGCUGCAUUCCUUUUGGGGGCUUUGUGUUCAGGUGUUGCAGGUUAUGUUGGGAUGUGGGUAUCGGUACGUGCAAAUGUUAGAGUUUCUAGUGCUGCAAGACGGUCAGCUAGAGAGGCAUUGCAGAUAGCUGUUCGUGCUGGUGGUUUCUCUGCAUUGGUGGUGGUUGGCAUGGCUGUGAUUGGCAUAGCCAUCCUUUAUGCUACAUUUUAUGUUUGGUUGGGUGUGGAUUCCCCUGGUUCAAUGAAAGUCACUGAUUUGCCUCUUCUUCUCGUGGGAUAUGGAUUUGGAGCUUCAUUUGUCGCACUGUUUGCUCAGUUGGGUGGUGGAAUAUUCACAAAAGCUGCAGAUGUUGGGGCUGAUCUUGUUGGAAAAGUGGAGCAGGGAAUACCUGAGGAUGAUCCUAGGAAUCCUGCAGUGAUUGCAGAUUUGGUUGGAGACAAUGUGGGUGAUUGUGCUGCUCGAGGUGCUGAUCUUUUUGAAAGUAUUGCAGCUGAAAUAAUCAGUGCCAUGAUACUUGGGGGAACCAUGGCGCAACGUUGCAAAAUUGAGGAUCCAUCUGGCUUCAUCUUGUUUCCUCUUGUUGUUCAUUCAUUUGACCUUGUCAUAUCUUCCGUUGGAAUUCUUUCAAUUAGGGGUACUCGUGAUUCUAGUGCGAAGUCUCCCAUGGAGGACCCAAUGGCAAUCCUUCAGAAAGGAUACUCUAUUACAAUAUUUCUGGCAGUUCUUACAUUUGUUGCGUCUACCUAUUGGAUGCUUUAUACAGAACAAGCACCUUCAGCAUGGAUUCACUUUGCAUUGUGUGGAUUGGUUGGAAUCAUCACAGCUUAUUUUUUUGUCUGGAUCACCAAGUACUAUACUGACUACAAGCAUGGGCCUGUACGUGCAUUGGCUCUUGCUAGCUCCACCGGUCAUGGGACUAACAUAAUUGCAGGAGUUAGUCUGGGCCUUGAAGCAACAGCUCUUCCUGUUCUUGUCAUUAGUGUAUCUAUAAUUUCAGCUUUUUGGCUGGGUAACACCUCAGGACUGGUGGAUGAGGCUGGAAAUCCAACUGGUGGGCUGUUUGGUACAGCUGUGGCCACAAUGGGAAUGCUCAGCACUGCUGCCUAUGUGCUUACUAUGGAUAUGUUUGGCCCUAUUGCUGACAAUGCUGGUGGAAUUGUAGAAAUGAGUCAGCAGCCCGAAAGUGUUCGGGAGAUUACUGAUGUUCUCGAUGCUGUUGGGAACACUACAAAAGCUACAACCAAAGGAUUUGCCAUUGGAUCUGCAGCCCUGGCAUCCUUCCUUCUGUUUAGUGCCUAUAUGGACGAGGUUGCUACAUUUGCUCGUGAACCUUUCACACAGGUUGAUAUUGCCAUUCCAGAAGUUUUUGUUGGUGGGUUAUUGGGUUCAAUGCUUAUUUUCUUAUUCAGUGCAUGGGCCUGCUCCGCAGUAGGCCGAACUGCUCAGGAGGUUGUUAAAGAAGUAAGAAGGCAAUUUAUUGAGAGGCCAGGUAUCAUGGACUACAAGGAGAAACCAGAUUAUGGUCGCUGUGUUGCUAUCGUUGCAUCUGCAUCUCUGAGAGAGAUGAUAAAACCUGGUGCCUUGGCUAUUAUAUCUCCUAUGGUUGUUGGUGUUGUGUUUCGUAUCCUGGGGUACUACACAGGACAAUCUCUACUAGGGGCUAAAGUUGUUGCUGCCAUGCUGAUGUUUGCAACAGUUUCUGGUAUUCUCAUGGCUCUUUUCCUGAACACGGCAGGUGGUGCAUGGGAUAAUGCAAAGAAGUACAUCGAGACAGGUGCAUAUGGAGGCAAAGGGAGUGACUGUCAUAAAGCAGCAGUUACUGGAGAUACUGUGGGUGACCCAUUCAAAGAUACUGCUGGACCUUCAAUCCAUGUCCUCAUAAAAAUGUUGGCGACAAUAACGCUUGUGAUGGCACCAGUGUUUCUGUGAGAGUUGUUGAUAUCUUUUGCGGUUUAAUCAGGAGAAUAUACAAAUGCAGCAAGCACCUAGCAGCAGCCAUCACCAUGGAGUGGUUAGAUAUUUUUUGCAAAUACACUGAUGAUGUAUAUCAAGGGUGCCCUCGUGAUUAGCGACAAUGGAUUCUUUUUCCUGUUUCUUAACCUUCUGAAUAAGAGGUGAGAUAUGUUAGCAGAGAGUGCACGUUUUAAGCUCCAAGUAAAUACGACAAUUUGUUUUUUUUGGUUUGAUUAGGGUACUCACGUCCAUAUAUACAGAUGAUCAUUAACUGCUAAUUAAGGAUUUUUCACUA
Molecule: messenger RNA, 3182 nt
Organism: Populus nigra (black poplar)
Lineage: Eukaryota; Viridiplantae; Streptophyta; Magnoliopsida; Malpighiales; Salicaceae
Product: pyrophosphate-energized membrane proton pump 2
Exons: 16
Coding region: 455-2863 (802 amino acids)
Biological process (GO): proton transmembrane transport
Cellular component (GO): membrane
Molecular function (GO): inorganic diphosphate phosphatase activity; diphosphate hydrolysis-driven proton transmembrane transporter activity
Source: RefSeq, a predicted model, not a curated record